Molecule: messenger RNA, 588 nt
Organism: Cylicostephanus goldi
Lineage: Eukaryota; Metazoa; Nematoda; Chromadorea; Rhabditida; Strongylidae
Source: the annotation of a GenBank genome assembly
AUGCUUAGGCUGACCCCUGACCAACAAUUUUUGACAUGCUGCAUUCUUGCUACGGCUGACUGGUGCGCUGAGACGACACUACAACUGCAAGAGAAGCUGGCUCAACGUCUACCUGGAGUUGAUCUCAGUCAAGAAAUGGAGACAUUUUAUGGAAUAACGAAUCAAGCUUUAGCGGUUCUUGUGCAAGAUUUGGAAGGAGCAUGUGAUGCAGCUUUGCAAGCCAUUGCUAAAGUCACAUGGUCAGCUGUGGAUGGUGUAGGAGAUGAAUCACCAUUUGUUGGUGCUAUACGAUCACACCUCAGGGGUGCAGUUCCGAGAUUAAGAGAUUUACUGUCUGACAGAAGAAAAUAUUUCGCGCAUUUGUGCUUAAAACUAGCCACACAACUCUCACAUAAAUUCGUUGGCGCAUUGUUCAGGUGUAAACCGAUGAGUACGCACGGUGCUGAACAACUGCUGCUCGAUACGCACUCUCUGAAGUCGUUCUUGCUCCAGAUGCCAUCUAUAGACAGUGCUAUAGCAGCCAAGCCCCCUACCGCGUAUGUAAAUGGUGUCAGCGCUGUGCUUAACAAAGCUGAAAUGAUACUCAAG